ACAUCCUCGCACUCGUCCCUCUUGCCCACACCGCCUCGUCCUAAUUGAAAGAGUGCUUCAUCCUCGUCAUCCAACAAUCGCUGAAACAAAGUCGUGUGUAGCAGCAACAGAAGCAGAAGCAAAUAGUAAUGGAGAACUACCAAAAGAUUGAAAAGGUCGGAGAAGGCACCUAUGGCGUCGUGUACAAAGCUCGAGAUCUCACACCACAAGGUAACGGCCGUAUUGUUGCCUUGAAGAAGAUUCGUCUCGAAGCAGAAGAUGAAGGCGUGCCAAGCACGGCCAUCAGAGAGAUUAGUCUGCUGAAGGAGCUCAAGAACGAGAACAUUGUCAGGCUAUACGACAUCAUCCACCAAGAAUCCAAGCUCUACCUCGUCUUUGAGUUCCUUGACCUCGACCUGAAGAAGUACAUGGACAACGUUGCAGGCUCAUCUGAUGGUCUGGGGCCGGACAUCGUUCGCAAAUUCACUUUCCAGCUCAUGCGCGGCAUCUACUACUGCCACGCUCACCGAAUCCUCCAUCGCGACCUCAAGCCGCAGAACCUUCUCAUUGACAAGGCGGGAAACCUCAAGCUUGCCGACUUUGGACUGGCACGCGCUUUCGGUAUCCCGUUGAGGACCUACACGCAUGAGGUCGUCACACUAUGGUACCGAGCCCCCGAAGUCCUCCUUGGGUCGCGCCACUACAGCACCGCGAUAGACAUGUGGUCCGUCGGAUGCAUCUUCGCCGAGAUGGCAAUGAAGUCUCCCCUUUUCCCCGGCGACUCGGAAAUCGACGAGAUCUUCCGCAUCUUCCGUACCCUUGGCACCCCGACGGAGAACGACUGGCCUGGCGUCAAGUCUCUUCCUGACUACAAGGCGAGCUUCCCGCAGUGGGCGGGAGUCAGCCUUGCGAAGGCAGUGCCCAGUCUCGACGCGGCAGGACUUGAGCUGCUGAGAGGAAUGCUGGUGUAUGACCCGGCAGGAAGGAUAAGCGCCAAGAGAGGUCUGGGCCACGAAUACUUUGCUGGAGUAGGUGGAGAGGUGAUGGCAUAAUACGCGAUGAAGGGCAGAUGGGCGUGUACGAAGGACGAGAACACACGCUCGGCUUCCCGCGACGCCCAGCCCAAUAAGAGGGCAUCUACCUCCCAUCUCGCUGCCCCAUCUACGCUCCCCACUUCCAAGACCGCACCGGACUCGACCCUCGACGACUACAUCGCACCGCACCGCAAGCGUAAGCCGCCUAUCGCAAGGCAAGCAUCAGAAGAGGUUGCCGUCUAUCCUGACAGCGCCCGUUCGACACGCUCGCCCAAGGCUGCUGCAGCAGCGCUGUGCUCGCCAUCCUCUCUACUCCUCGUCCCGCCCAUACGGCGAUUGUAUUAUUCUCCUGUCCUUCGUCUCGUUCUAUCUGCGCACUGAUAGUUGUUCCCAGAAGCCUGUGCAAGCGACGACGCACGAUGCAGGACUGCUUCGUC
Jaminaea rosea is the source of this 1450-nucleotide messenger RNA. Its product is annotated as Pkinase-domain-containing protein. Gene Ontology annotation, cellular component: nucleus; cytoplasm; cyclin-dependent protein kinase holoenzyme complex. The transcript is spliced from 5 exons. The record is from RefSeq and is a predicted model, not a curated record. Gene Ontology annotation, molecular function: cyclin-dependent protein serine/threonine kinase activity; cyclin binding; ATP binding. Gene Ontology annotation, biological process: G1/S transition of mitotic cell cycle; signal transduction; regulation of gene expression. NCBI's taxonomy places the organism in Eukaryota, Fungi, Basidiomycota, Exobasidiomycetes, Microstromatales. Bases 129 to 1031 code for a protein of 300 amino acids.